Ilex paraguariensis (yerba mate) is the source of this 537-nucleotide messenger RNA. NCBI's taxonomy places the organism in Eukaryota, Viridiplantae, Streptophyta, Magnoliopsida, Aquifoliales, Aquifoliaceae. The record is from the annotation of a GenBank genome assembly.
AUGGAGAUAAAUCCAGAAGGAAAAGAAGGCUCGUUAAUCUUGAUUAAGCAAGGCGCGGAAGCUAGAGUUUUUGAGUCAAUGUUUGUGGGAAGGAAGUCUAUAGUUAAGGAACGCUUUUCAAAGAAGUACAGACAUCCAUCUUUGGGCUCGAAGCUUACUCUCAAGCACUUAAAUGAGGAGGAGGCUAGAUGCAUGACAAAAGCUAGACGACUUGGGGUUUCAACUGCAGUUCUUUAUGCUGUUGACCCAGUGUUGCAUACCCUGACAUUUGAGUACGUGGAGGGUUCCUCUGUCAAAGACCAUUUUCUUGAUUUCGGAUUACAUGGUGUUGUUGAAGAGCGGAUGGAUGAUAUUGCAACUCAGAUCGGUGAUGCCAUUGGCAGACUACAUGAUGGCGGCCUCAUUCAUGGUGAUUUGACUACAUCAAACAUGUUGAUCCGGAGUGGUACCAAUCAGCUGGUACUUAUUGACUUCGGUCUGAGCUUCACAUCGACUCUUCCAGAAGAUAAAGCAGUUGAUUUAUAUGUUCUUGAAUGA